AGUAAAGGAGCCAUUUAUCGUAGGAUCAGAGCCGCCUUAACUGCACUGCUAUCAUGUUCAAUUCCUCCACCUUUCCCUGUCGUCCGCAUUUAUUCCAUCCCAUUCUUUUGUGUUGCUCAGAGUCUGUUAGAUUCUACCUCCGUCUCUGAAGGUGACGAGUCGACUAUGUAAGGAGGUGAUUCUUGAAAGAGGGCUCGUAAUGGCUGCCCCCUUCCGCUGGAUUGCUAACCUCGUUGAAGAGGACGUACACAUUACACCAGGGACGCUGAGGAUCGAUGUAGCUUCAGCACGAGAGCUGGCGGAGCAUCAGUGGAAAAGUGACUAGGGAAUUAAUCGCUCGUGUUGGGAUAGACGUGAAUGACAGCCUGCGUGAAUAGCGUUGGUACGGGUGAUGUUUAUUUGUCGGAUUCAGGAGACGAACUGCGGCUGUGUUUGAAUAGGAUAGUUUGCCAGCUCCAGGUGUGGCUCUCAGUCCAUACUACUCAUCGGAGGGAGUAGUAAAACUCGCUUGACUAGGAUCUUUGCGCUCGAGGCUUUGUUUUGUAACGCAUUGUAUGCGGGCGUUGCAUUCAAUGGGUGUCCGUAGCGCGGCCUUACGACGUUUUAGCGACUGUGACAUGACAAAGAAGAGUUAUGCUACCUUGAAACGUGGGAAGGUGCUGGCUGAAAGGUUUCAAACUUAAUUGUUGGUGCUGAGUUGCAGAUGAGAGGUGGAGAAAAUGCUUGCUUUUGUGAUAUCCACAGCUGAAAUGCUGCAGACUUUGUAGGCUUAACGUAGAGUGUGAUGGUUGGCAUGGGAGUUGUUCAUUGCUGAAGGAGUCUGAGAUUGGGGCAGUCGGGACAGAACCUCAACAUGGCUUUCCCCGCUCCCCCAGAGGACGUUCUGACCACCCCACGGUUCGCAUUUCGGAAUUCGAUGAUACCGCGCCCAGUGACGAACAAAGAGGACGAUGGCUUGAGUCCCAAGUCUGUUAUUGUGGACAGGCGCUUCGUAAGUCCGGCAUCGUCUUCGUCAAGCAGCAUUGACCGUCGCACGUUAUCAGAAACUAACCUGCACAAGGGUCAGCCUCGCCAUGACCGCGGCUACUCAAUCUCAGACGGAGAAUUCAGCGAUUCUGAAUCUUUUGUAGAUUAUUCAGGAACUUCUCGAGAACUUGGAAAGGUUGGAAACUCGGGGCCAUUAGAGUCUUUGCCAGAAACCCAUUCUUUGGCGUUGGAUACUACAAAUUCUACUAUCUCGUCGGCAGUAGAGAUGUCCAGAGCUUCCACGACGAGCGAGUCGAGGGAUGGCGAGUCUAACUGUCCAUUCUCUUCACCAUCCUCUUUGAGUGGUCUGGAAACUUCAGCGCCGAUAGCUCUUUCCGCAUUAGUUGAACGAACCAGUGACUUUGGAAGGGCAGAUGUCGAAACAACCUCAUUAUUCGCCCAAAAAACUGAAAGUAAUAGACUUCCAAGUAGCAGAGGAUCAGUAAUACCUGCAUACAAAGCUGCUGGUGAGGACGAGGAUCAGAUUUAUCAACUUAGCGAGUGGUAUCAAACCUCAACUUCAUCUGAUAGCGCCUCGGACCAGGAAGGAAAGGAGUCCUCCAGCUCCUCAACCGUACUAUAUGCAGAAUCCGACAAUGGAACUCGGCGUAGAGAAAUCCAUAUCUCCCAAUCUCAAAUACUUUCAUCAGAGCUCUCAACAAGUGGUUCGAAUCGACUGGAGAGAGAGCUAGAAGUCACCAAGAAGAGGCUCGUUGCUCCAGGUGCGGCGAGCAAUUUUGGCUACAUUCCUGGAACUCCCAUGCGUUUCUUUCCAGUUUGGCAUGGACUCUCAGGGACACCUCUAGUAAAUAACCCUCCUGCCCUGUAUUCGGCAAGCCCGCGAGUUGAGAAAGGUAUUGGAUCCUCCAGUCCUGCUAGUGCAACAGGUCUGACUACACCCCUUCGCUACCAGCAUCGGUUUCUGUCUGGUCCAAUCCUGGGCAGUAUGAUUCCGAAACCGCCUCCGUCGAAAUGGGACGAUGCUGAGAAAUGGAUCGUUAGUCCCGGCCAUAACGAGGCGUCUCCAGUGCAACCCCCUAUUCGACCAUUGCAGGCUCAUGCACCAGCAGGUCGAAGGCAUUCAAUUGCCGGUGCUCAAAGUUUACGUUCACUUCAUGAAGUCGGCAGUCCAGAUUACUUAACCGCUGCAGGAGAGAAGCCCAUGUCUCCUAACUUGGAGAAUGUAUCUGCAAGUGCUGGUAAAAUUGAAGGGAAAAUUGAAGGCAAUACUCUGAAGAAACGCUCUAAAGCACUUUCAUUUGGUGAUCUUUCACGAAGGUUUGACCUUUCUCGUGCAUCUGGUAAGCCACCAGCAGCCCAGCCACAGGACAGACUGUUCACGGAAGACAACGAUGCUCAGGGGGCAGGAGCUUCUGUCCCAUCAUCUACGGAUGCUCUAACUAUAUCCACUGUUGGUGAUGAAGCUAGAGAGUUGACUGCAGCGCCAUCAGCGAGGGAAGCAGGGCAGCAAGCACAACCUCCAGUUGGCGUCUCAGAGAUGAAGCUCUCAGGUAGCUGCAAGGAUAGUGGAGUUAUGAAGCAUGGACGUUCCGUAUCGAUGAAGGAGAUAAGCGCGGUGGAUCCGUUGGCUGCAGAGCCUGUCUCAUUCCAAUCUGCAGCAGCACGCUGUAGGGAUAUGGGAACUCAGAUGACUCCAGUUGAGAGUCUGAAGAAUUCAACUUGUACAACACCAGGGCUUGCUAUUUCGCCCACUAGGCAUAACACUCCUGCACGCUCAGGAACACGUCGGGCUGCUUCACUUGGGGAUAUUCCCGGAGGAAUGGAAGCUCUUGAACUUCAAAGCUGCCACUUGGCUAAACUGGGGCUUCGUAAAGUGGCAGUAGAUGGCCAGCCCACUCUGGACCGAAACAUUGUCUGGACCACGCGUGAGGAGGAAGAGAUGGAGAGCUCUGCAAGUCUGAGAGAAGCGCAUUCAGAAGAUCAGGAGAAAUCCCGAAUAGCUGCGAAGGUUUCAGCGUGGGUAGAGGCUGAGCAAGCAAAAGCAACAGCCAGGUAUAAGAACAAAGAGGCCAAGAUUAAGGAAUGGGAAGAGCUCCAAAAAGCCCAGUCUGAAACUGACAUGAAGAAGAUCGAGGCGAAGGUUGAGAAGAUUCUAGCAGAAGCCAAUGAGAAGAUGAAAGGCAAACUGGCAUUUGCAGCGAAGAAGGCUGCGGAGAUGAGGGCAGCUGCUCAGGCGUUGCAAGACGAGCAAGCUACCAAAACCGCCGAGCGGGCAGAGUUGAUUCGCGAAACGGGCCUUCUCUCUCCUCCUACUCGCUAUUCUUUCAGAUGCUGUUUUCUAGCCAAAUAAUCAAUCAGCUCCUUUUAAACAACCAUGCUACUCCCCCAGCGACUUAGUAGCAGUGUCGGUAUUAUGAAACCUCCUAGCAUUACCCUAGUGUCUGGUUUGAAUUCGGUCUGAAACUGGAGCAUGUGAGUUGGGAUGUGGAGCUCCAAAUCUGCUACGCUUAAAACAAAUCCACUUCUUUACUGGGAACGAGGAUUCUGUGGAUCUUUUCACGACGUGUUGUGCUUAUUUGCUCUCUGGGUCUUUGUUUAGUGCACGAUGUGAUAGAUCAGAGCCAUGGAAGAUGAGAGUGAACCUCACAGUUCGGUUUCGCCAUUAGCUGCGCCGGGGCAGAGUUGAGCCUAUAGUUUUGAGAAAAUGGUGCAUGAAAGAUCUCACCCAAGUGCCAUAGCUCCCAAGAUGCAGGGUGUUGUUGCAGCUCUCUUCGUUUCUGAAAUGAAAUGUUCCGUGAAAUGAAACUGAAUUGUUA
This is a messenger RNA of Physcomitrium patens, 3803 nucleotides long. RefSeq lists its product as uncharacterized. NCBI's taxonomy places the organism in Eukaryota, Viridiplantae, Streptophyta, Bryopsida, Funariales, Funariaceae. The record is from RefSeq and is a predicted model, not a curated record.